Molecule: messenger RNA, 2347 nt
Organism: Mandrillus leucophaeus (drill)
Lineage: Eukaryota; Metazoa; Chordata; Mammalia; Primates; Cercopithecidae
Gene: INTS10
Product: integrator complex subunit 10
Exons: 16
Coding region: 89-2086 (665 amino acids)
Biological process (GO): snRNA processing
Cellular component (GO): integrator complex
Source: RefSeq, a predicted model, not a curated record
GGAGGGCCAAUGAGAGAUGCUGGAUGAGCUGGGAGCCUUCCAGGUAGGGGUGAAUGACCAGGGUACCUGAUGUGUGUUGCAGUAUGAGAUGUACACCAUCGAGCGGAAUGCAGAGAGGACCGCCACCGCCGGGAGGCUGCUGUACGACAUGUUUGUGAAUUUCCCAGACCAGCCGGUGGUGUGGAGAGAAAUCAGCAUUAUUACAUCAGCAUUAAGGAAUGAUUCACAGGACAAACAAACCCAAUUCUUAAGAAGUUUAUUUGAAACUCUGCCUGGUCGGGUCCAGUGUGAAAUGUUACUAAAGGUCACGGAACAAUGCUUCAACACGUUAGAACGAUCAGAAAUGUUGCUUCUACUUUUGAGGCGCUUUCCUGAAACGGUGGUGCAACAUGGGGUUGGCCUUGGGGAGGCACUGUUAGAGGCUGAAACUAUUGAAGAACAAGAAUCUCCUGUGAACUGCUUUAGAAAAUUAUUUGUUUGUGACGUCCUUCCUCUAAUAAUUAACAACCAUGAUGUUCGACUGCCUGCCAAUUUAUUAUAUAAGUACUUGAACAAAGCAGCUGAAUUUUAUAUCAAUUAUGUCACUAGGUCUACUCAAACAGAAAAUCAGCAUCAAGGUGCCCAGGAUACAUCUGAUUUAAUGUCACCUAGCAAACGUAGCUCUCAGAAGUAUAUAAUAGAAGGGCUGACCGAAAAAUCAUCCCAGAUCGUGGACCCUUGGGAGAGGUUGUUUAAGAUUUUAAAUGUUGUUGGAAUGAGAUGUGAAUGGCAGAUGGAUAAAGGAAGACGAAGCUAUGGAGAUAUUUUGCAUAGAAUGAAGGAUCUCUGCAGAUACAUGAACAACUUUGAUAGUGAAGCACAUGCGAAGUAUAAAAACCAAGUGGUGUAUUCCACCAUGCUGGUCUUCUUUAAGAAUGCGUUCCAAUAUGUCAACAGCAUACAGCCGUCUCUCUUCCAAGGUCCUAAUGCCCCGAGCCAAGUUCCACUGGUUCUUCUCGAAGAUGUAUCGAACGUGUAUGGUGAUGUAGAAAUUGACCGUAAUAAACACAUCCAUAAAAAGAGGAAACUAGCUGAAGGAAGAGAAAAAACCAUGAGUUCAGACGAUGAAGACUGUUCGGCGAAAGGAAGAAAUCGUCACAUUGUAGUCAAUAAAGCCGAACUUGCUAACUCCAUUGAAGUGUUAGAAAGCUUUAAAUUGGCCAGGGAGAGCUGGGAGUUGCUCUAUUCCCUAGAAUUCCUUGACAAAGAAUUUACAAGGAUUUGCUUGGCCUGGAAGACGGAUACUUGGCUUUGGUUAAGAAUCUUCCUCACCGAUAUGAUCAUCUAUCAGGGUCAAUAUAAAAAGGCGAUAGCCAGCCUGCAUCACUUAGCAGCUCUCCAGGGAUCCAUUUCUCAGCCACAGAUCACAGGGCAGGGGACCCUGGAGCAUCAGAGGGCACUCAUCCAGCUGGCAACGUGCCACUUUGCGCUAGGGGAGUACAGGAUGACAUGUGAAAAAGUCCUUGAUCUGAUGUGCUACAUGGUACUACCCAUUCAAGAUGGAGGCAAAUCCCAGGAGGAACCCUCAAAAGUAAAGCCCAAAUUCAGAAAAGGUUCGGAUCUCAAGCUCCUGCCAUGUACCAGCAAGGCUAUCAUGCCAUACUGCCUGCAUUUAAUGUUAGCCUGUUUUAAGCUCAGAGCUUUCACAGACAACAGAGACGACAUGGCAUUGGGGCAUGUGAUUGUGUUGCUUCAGCAAGAGUGGCCACGGGGCGAGAAUCUUUUCCUGAAAGCUGUCAAUAAAAUUUGCCAACAAGGAAAUUUCCAAUACGAGAAUUUUUUCAAUUACGUUACAAAUAUUGAUAUGCUGGAGGAAUUUGCCUACUUGAGAACUCAGGAAGGUGGGAAAAUUCAUCUGGAAUUACUACCCAAUCAAGGAAUGCUGAUCAAGCACCACACGGUAACUCGAGGCAUCACCAAAGGCGUGAAGGAGGACUUUCGCCUGGCCAUGGAGCGCCAGGUCUCCCGCUGUGGAGAGAAUCUGAUGGUGGUUCUGCACAGAUUCUGCAUUAACGAGAAGAUCUUGCUCCUUCAGACUCUGACCUGAGUGGAGACCUGUCCACCAGACACAGCUCGGGCCUGUGUGAUUUUAGGAGAAGAUACCCAGCAGUGAUUGACGUGGCACCCAGCCACGGUCACUGUUGCUGUUACAAAGAAGAAAACCAGCUGAGUUCUAACUCCUUGGUUGCUUAAAAGUAGUUCCCAAGAGUCUGAGAAGCUAUCUCUAUUUUUAAGAGUCAUUUUUUGUAAUUUUUGUAAAACAAAGACCCAAUCUGUUUUGUAAAUAAAAAUCAUCCUAAAAUUUGAA